GAGCAUGUCUUGUGAGGUGGUGGACGCUGCCAUGGGACGAUCAGUCGGCGGGAGCGAGUACACCUGGUGCAGAGCCGUUCCCGGCGGCACCGGCAUCGCCGUCUUGGCUUUCCUCCUGUCCAAGCCCCCCCUUCUCUCUCGCCUCCAAACUGCCCUUCACAAGCUCCAAAAUACCCAUCCUAUUCUCAACUCGACCCUCCAUUUCAACCCAAACACUUCCUCCUUCUCCUUCCUCGCCUCCCCCACCACUGCCUUCCUCAGCGUACAAUCUUUUGAUCUCUCAGCCACUUCCACUCUGCUUGUUCCCCACCACGACUUGCCUGUUUCUCCCUUCCAACAAAUCCUUGAACACCAGCUGAAUCACAUCUCUUGGAACCACGACCAUCACUCCCACACCAACGUCCCCGUCCUGUUUGCAAGCAUUUAUGCUCUUCCUGACGAAUCUUGGGCGGUUGUUCUCCGGCUCCAUGUGGCCGCUUGUGACCGGACGACGGCGGCCUCGCUUUUGAGGGAGCUGCGGCUUGGGCUGAAAACGGAAGAGAAAGAGGUCGGCGAAGAGAGGAAGAAGGAGAAGGAAACAUCAAAGUUAUCAUUGGCGAUAGAAGAUCUGGUGCCCAGUGGGAAGGGGAAAAAAGGAGUGUGGACACGUGGGAUGGACAUGCUUGCUUACUCUCUAAACUCGCUGAGGCUGACAAAUCUGAGAUUUGAAGAAACAAAAAGCAGGAGGCGUUCACAGGUGGUGAGAUUGCAACUGAACCGGAACGAGACGGAGGGAGUUGUGAAUGGAUGCAGGAAGACGGGGAUAAAAGUGUGUGGAGCUUUGACAGCAGCGGCAUUGAUGGCGGCACACGGCUCCAAGAAGAGUGGGAAGAAGUAUGGGGUGGUCACUCUUGUCGAUUGCCGCUCCACUCUUCAUCCUCCACUCUCUCCUCACAAUUUUGGGUUUUAUCACGCUGCAAUUCUCAACACGCACGUAAUGAAGGGAGGGGAAGAGAGCCUAUGGGACGUGGCACAACGAGCGUACGAAGCAUUUUCAAACUCUAAGAAGAGCAACAAGCACUUAUCAGACAUGGCGGACAUAAACUUGCUGAUGCGCACGGCUAUGGAGAACCCCUCCCUGACCUCCUCGUCUUCAUUGAGAACCUCGAUCGUGUCGGUGUUCGAGGACACGGUGAUCGACGACGACGUCGACGGCGGCGGCGAGAUGCGGGGAGAGGUGGGCUUAGAAGACUUCAUGGGGUGCGCCUCUGUUCAUGGGGUGGGCCCAUCUAUUGCUGUGUUUGACACCAUCAGAAAUGGAUGCUUGGACUGCGUCUGCGUGUACCCAUCGCCGCUGCACUCCAGACAACAGAUGCACCAGUUUGUUAGUACCAUGAAGGCUGUUCUUAUCCAAGCUGGAACAUUAUACGAAUGAUUGAAAUGACAAUACAGAUUCGUGUGUGUGUGUGUGUCCCAGUCAUUCAUGAAUUAGGUAUUUCCGUCCACGCAAAGCUCUGGUUUUGGUGCGAUCGCACUUAUGUCGAAGGUAGCAUAAUAUAACGAUAUUAAAUAAUCAGUACUUGUGAGCACAAUUUAAUCAGCACUGCAGUUUAACAACUUUGCUUCCACUAUUUGUAGUUAAAUCACGACAUCAGUAAAUGUUCUUUGUUUGGUAUA
Messenger RNA from Neltuma alba, 1656 nucleotides. RefSeq lists its product as uncharacterized. The transcript is spliced from 3 exons. NCBI's taxonomy places the organism in Eukaryota, Viridiplantae, Streptophyta, Magnoliopsida, Fabales, Fabaceae. The record is from RefSeq and is a predicted model, not a curated record. The coding region runs from base 5 to 1414 and encodes 469 amino acids.